AUGGCCUUUCGGCUCGUCGACACAGCGACUCUCCGCAUGAGGCGCUUCACAGCCGCCAACGUGCCGAAAUAUGGAAUCCUCUCACACACGUGGGUCGAUGGCGAGGAAGUCAACUUCCAAGAGAUGACCCAGAUCGUCGAUAGUCCCGGCCACCCCGCCAGGCAGCGAUCUGGCUACAACAAGAUUGUGCGGACGUGCGAGGCAGCUCGAGACCAGGCUCUUGGGUACGUCUGGAUCGACACGUGCUGCAUAGACAAGAGCAGCAGCGCCGAGCUCAGCGAGGCCAUCAACUCAAUGUUCCAAUGGUACCAGAAUGCAGACUUGUGCUUCGCUUUCCUCUCGGACCUUGAACCUUACGCGUGCCUGCCUGACGUGCUGGAUCAAUGCCGAUGGUUCACACGGGGCUGGUGUCUUCAGGAAUUGCUCGCUCCAAGGGACAUCGUUUUCCUCAACAGCGCGUGGCAAACAGUCGGGUCAAAGAUAGAGCUCAGCAGACUACUGUCGGGUAUCACCAACAUCGACACGGGCAUCCUGGCCGACGGCAGACUCAUCUACAACUGCCCAGUGGCUCAGCGGAUGUCUUGGGCUUCCAAGCGCAAGACAACAAGGACAGAAGACAUGGCAUACUGUCUUCUAGGGAUUUUUGACGUCAAUAUGCCUCUGCUCUACGGUGAAGGGAGCAAGGCUUUUCUCCGUCUGCAGGAAGAGAUCAUCAAGCGCUCAAAUGAUAUGUCCAUCUUCGCUUAUGCACCGCCAUCCGAAGAGAGUGCCCUCAGGUUUCCGAGGUUCGAAUGCUACGAAAUCGACGAGCCACCGGAGGAGAAUCAGUAUUGCGACUUGUUUGCAAACUCGCCUCGCUUGUUCGACAGCUGCAAGAAGUUGGUUCGCUGGGACACCGAAUUGGUUCCCAGCCAGUCCUUUACACUGACGAACAACGGUCUUUACUUCCGAGCAGCUAGUUUCGAGGUUGGCGGUGAGAUUGAAGACUAUAGGAUGUCGUUGAAUUGCGGGACCAAAGGAGAUGGGACAGUUAAAACACCCCACUACCUGUAUUUACGAAAGAUUGGCCCUGGCCUGUUCGUAAGGCUUCGAAAUCCAACACCCAGAAGACACUCGUCCAUCCACAGAGCGGCGCUGCAGACCUACAGCGAAAGGGAGGAGGCUUCUAUAGUCACGACUAUCACACCCAACAUCCUAGAUGGUCUGAAGCCAGAUAAAUUUCGAACAAUCCAGAUCAGAUUCGAUCAGGCGCUGAAAUUCAGGAACAUCAUUCAAUCUGUUAGUCCAAGGGACCGUUGGGAUGCGGCCGGCCUGCAGUUCCUCACAACCGCCGGGAUACCCUUCGAUGGACAUCUGAAAGUCUUCCCUAGUCUUCUAGGCCUCGGGCCAUACGGAACAUCUGGUGGGGAAUACUUCAUCUUGACAUGUGGGUUUCGGCGUCAGUUUCUCUGGGAAAACGCCCAGUUCGAUCCCGUGGAGAGCCCUUGGCCGUGGGUGGCACUGUUUUCUGCGGAGCAAUGGCACGACCUUGAAAGAAAGCACGGGGAAAGGACUGCUCUGCUGAACAGACGAGUUGCGUUGAAAUUGGAUGAGGUUGUCAAGCUAAAGGUGGGACGCCAGGAAGUUGUUGCGAACGUACAAAUGCACCCAACAUACAAGGCCAGAUUCCGUAUUAACUUACGAAUGGAGCACGAACCAAUCGCUCUCAGUGACUGGAUACAACAACCUCUGCGUUCAGCACUGAACAAGUUCUAG
This is a messenger RNA of Neoarthrinium moseri, 1755 nucleotides long. RefSeq lists its product as uncharacterized. Lineage: Eukaryota; Fungi; Ascomycota; Sordariomycetes; Amphisphaeriales; Apiosporaceae. Bases 1 to 1755 code for a protein of 584 amino acids. The transcript has a single exon. The record is from RefSeq and is a predicted model, not a curated record.